AUGGCAUCAAAAAGAUUCUCGAUUGCUUUUAUCGCUCCUAUUGCUUUUUUUGCUUUAUCAACAACUUAUGCAGCACCAUUGCUGAAUGAGCGACGCGACUGCAGAGCCGAGGUCGGAAACGUUGGAUGUGGCAACACUGGUAAAUGGAACGUCGGAGAUAACAACGGAGGAAGUAAUAAUAUCGGCUCCAACAAUGGUGUAGGAAAUUCGGGAACUGACAAUGGAAACAACAAUGUCGGAAGUAAUAAUGGUUCGUGGAAUGGUAUUGGCAGCACAGACUCUGCAAGUGGCUCUCACAAUGGUAAUGAUAAUAUCGGAUCCGAUAACGGUUCUUGGAAUGGAUCGUUCGAUUAUGGUAUUAAUAACGGAAGCGGGAAUGGAAAUAACAAUAUCGGAAGCAAUCUUGGGUCUGGAAACGGCAAUAAAGACAAUGGAGAUUUCAAUGGGAAUGCCAACGGAAACAACAAUGGCCCUAUUUAA
Molecule: messenger RNA, 480 nt
Organism: Ambispora leptoticha
Lineage: Eukaryota; Fungi; Glomeromycota; Glomeromycetes; Archaeosporales; Ambisporaceae
Source: the annotation of a GenBank genome assembly